Molecule: messenger RNA, 1212 nt
Organism: Blepharisma stoltei
Lineage: Eukaryota; Ciliophora; Heterotrichea; Heterotrichida; Blepharismidae
Source: the annotation of a GenBank genome assembly
AUGUCUAUCAUUGAUAAGAUGGAAGACGAAUUUACAGAAUUUAAGUCUAGCACGACUGUAUUUGACGUCGAUUUAUUGGAAUUUCGUGAAAAUUCUCCAGGUAUUAAGCCACAAAAAAGAUUCCCAUUUUCAGAACAGCUUGAUGCGCCAGCCCCAGUUCCAGCUCAAUCUAAUGACGAAAACUUCCCUCAGCCACCUUCCAUAAAGAAAAAACAAUUCAUUUUUCCAAGCGAUUUCAAUUUAGAUAUCGCUCCAAUCUCUGGGGAAAGUAUUUUAGACCUACAUUUACCAAUUCAGCCAGUAGAAGUCGAAAAACUAAAUCCCUGGACUUUGCUUGAUGACUCAGAAGGAUUAAAAAAGCUAUCUGUUAGUUUAUUAUCACAAGGAAGGCUAGAUGAAGCAUUAAAAUGCAGAAAACACUCAGAAACUCUCAAAGAAAUUGAGCGCAUAAAAGAGAUAAAAUCCAUGGCCGCCGAAAGGGAAGAUUAUGACACAGCGAUACAGUACCGAAAUAUUUUAAUUCAGCUAGAAAAAGAAUUAUCAUCCCCAGAUGAAAUUGAAAAUUGAAUAAAAGACAAAAAAGAGCUAACUUUAAAAGAACUGGAAGAAAAAGUAACAGUAUCAUAUGGAAGCGAAGCAGGAAGAGAGUUCGCAGAGAAAUUUGUGUACCCAGAAGUGAAAACUUCUCUGGAUAUCGAAAAUAUCAAAGAAAUAUUUUUAAAAGCCCAGUUUUAUUGUGAAAUCAAAAAAAUUUUAUCAAAUCAGUCGGCUGCUUUCUUAAGCCAAUCUCAGCUUGUUCUUCAAAAAAUCUCUGAAGAGCUAAAAAGAGCUGUUAUAAUUUUAAACAAAUUGAAGCCAAGUAUCACAACUUUAGACAAAGACGAGGAUCUUAAAACUUAUUUAAAAGGUCUUUCCGAGGUGUAUCAGAUAUAUGAAAGACUGCAUUUCGCAGUAGAAAUUGUUGGCACACUCAAGUCUUUGGAAUUUUAUAGUAAAGAUAUACCAUUAUCAUGAAGUGAGUGCGGGAAUUUAUUUAACUACGAUAUUCCGAAACUAAGGCUUUCAAAAUUAUCUGAUAAAUUUUGUACGGUUUGUUUAUUCCCAAUUUCACAAAGUGUUAUGCUCAGUGGGUCAAACUAUCAUAGUGCGUGUGCUAAUUUUUGGGUAAAUAGAAUUUCAACUGAUCCUCCAAGAUUUAGGACUUUUCUUUAA